CAGAUUGUGGGUGUUUUUUAAGUGUUUUGACAGAGGGAUUAGAGAGUGUAUUUCAUUGCAUUUGUAAAUGAGACAACAUGGAAAAGGAUGCUCCAGUUAUUUAUGGCUUGGAAUUUCAGGCUCGAGCUCUCUCUGCACAAACUGCAGAGUUAGAAGCUGUCAGAUUUCUAGUUGGAACUCAGUCGUUGAAAUUUAACAACAAUCAAGUACAUCUCGUAGAAUUGAAUGAAGAAACUGGAAAUUUAAAGACACAAAUAUUUCAGCACCCGAUUGGUGAAAUCUGGUCUUUGCAAGCUUCACCAACUGAUGCAGAUAAAUUUGUAACAUGCUUCAAUUCGCUCACAGAUGAUAGCUUGUGUCAAAUGAGAGGAGCUCUGUGGAAGAUUCCCACAGCUCAAGAUGUCAAUGACAUAGUACCUCUGCAGAAACUGGCUGAUAUUGACACAACGCCUUAUGGAAAUGAUCUAAAGACCAUUGCAUAUCACCCAGUGGAUGGUGAAAAAGCGGUUUCAGUUGUUGAUAAUAAUUUUGUUUUGUGGGACUUGAGUUUUCAACCAAAGGUUAUUACUGUGGGAACGUUCACAAGCAAAAGUCAACCAAAAUUCACAAAUGGCAAAUGGAAUCCACACAGUUCUUGCAACCAGUUUACAACACUAAAUGAUAAUCACGUUAGAAGCUGGGACUUUCGGAAUCCAAAAGAACCGGCAUGGUCAAUCAUGUCAGCACAUUCCCAAAUUAUCAGAGACUUAGACUUCAAUACAAAUCGACAAUAUUAUUUGGCAACUUGUGGUGAUGAUGGCAGUAUGAAAUUUUGGGACAUCAGAAGUCCUAUUGAGCCAGUUAUGUCAAGGAUGGAACACUCUCACUGGGUUUGGUCAAUAAGGAUCAAUCGAUUUCAUGAUCAGUUGGUGCUUACAUCUAGUAGCGACUCGCGUGUUAUUUUAUCUAGUGUCGCUUCUAUUUCUUCAGAGCCAUAUGGCCACAUAGUUUCUCUUGAAGAAGGAGCAUCAAUGGAAGAAACUUGUACUAAAGAAAAAUUAGAGGAUGGAGUUCUAGCUAAAUAUGAGGAGCAUGAAGACAGUGUGUAUGCUGUUGAGUGGUCAUCUGCUGAUCCUUGGACAUUUGCAUCAUUAAGUUAUGAUGGAAGAUUAGUGUUAAACAAAGUGCCGCGAAAGUAUAAAUAUCAAAUAUUAUUGUGAUUCUA
Copidosoma floridanum is the source of this 1204-nucleotide messenger RNA. Its product is annotated as EARP-interacting protein homolog. The record is from RefSeq and is a predicted model, not a curated record. NCBI's taxonomy places the organism in Eukaryota, Metazoa, Arthropoda, Insecta, Hymenoptera, Encyrtidae. Gene Ontology annotation, molecular function: protein binding. Gene Ontology annotation, biological process: protein ubiquitination.